UGGGGGGGAUGUGGAGCCCGGACUGCCCGUCGAGGUGCGUGGCUCCAACGGGGCCUUCUACAAGGGCUUUGUGAAGGAUGUCCAUGAAGACUCUGUCACCAUCUUCUUUGAAAACAACUGGCAGAGUGAGAGACAGAUUCCUUUUGGGGAUGUUCGGCUACCACCUCCAGCUGACUAUAAUAAGGAGAUCACAGAAGGGGAUGAGGUGGAGGUCUAUUCCCGAGCCAAUGAACAGGAACCUUGUGGCUGGUGGCUGGCCCGGGUGCGGAUGAUGAAGGGAGAUUUCUAUGUUAUUGAAUAUGCUGCUUGUGAUGCCACGUACAAUGAGAUAGUCACCCUGGAGCGACUUCGGCCAGUAAAUCCCAGUCCCCUUGCAACCAAAGGCAGCUUCUUCAAGGUUACCAUGGCUGUGCCUGAGGAUCUGAGAGAGGCCUGCUCUAAUGAAAACGUCCAUAAAGAAUUUAAGAAAGCACUGGGAGCCAACUGCAUCUUUCUCAACAUCACCAAUAGUGAGCUCUUUAUUCUGUCAACCACAGAAGGCCCUGUGAAGCGGGCAUCUCUGCUGGGUGAUAUGCAUUUCCGAAGCCUCCGUACCAAACUGCUCCUCAUGUCCCGCAAUGAAGAAGCUACUAAACACCUCGAAACAAGCAAGCAGUUGGCAGCAGCGUUCCAGGAGGAGUUCACAGUGCGAGAGGACCUGAUGGGUCUGGCAAUUGGGACUCAUGGUGCCAACAUCCAGCAGGCUCGAAAAGUACCUGGUGUGACCGCCAUUGAGUUGGGUGAAGAAACCUGUACUUUCCGCAUCUAUGGGGAGACUCCUGAGGCAUGUCGACAGGCCCGAAGCUAUCUAGAAUUUUCUGAGGACUCUGUGCAAGUGCCCAGGAACCUGGUUGGCAAAGUAAUUGGAAAGAACGGGAAAGUUAUCCAGGAGAUUGUGGAUAAAUCUGGUGUGGUGAGGGUCCGUGUUGAAGGUGAUAAUGACAAGAAGAAUCCCAGGGAAGAGGGAAUGGUUCCCUUCAUAUUUGUUGGCACCCGAGAGAAUAUCAGCAAUGCCCAGGCACUGCUAGAGUAUCACCUCUCCUAUCUCCAGGAGGUGGAGCAGCUCCGCUUGGAGAGGCUGCAAAUUGAUGAACAGCUUCGGCAGAUUGGGCUGGGCUUUCGCCCUCCUGGGAGUGGACGGGGUGGUGGCAAUGAUAAGACUGGCUAUACCACUGAUGAGAGCUCCUCUUCUUCCCUCCACACAACGCGAACCUAUGGGGGAAGCUAUGGGGGUCGAGGCCGGGGCCGCAGGACUGGUGGUUCUGCCUAUGGUCCCAACUCAGACCCAUCCACAGCUUCUGAGACAGAGUCAGAGAAGAGAGAGGAGCCAAACAGAGCUGGGCCUGGUGACCGGGAUCCCCCAACCAGGGGAGAAGAAAGCCGGAGGCGGCUGAUUGGGGGUCGGGGUAGGGGACCCCCACCUACCACCCGACCCACCUCAAGAUACAACUCUUCAUCUAUUAGCUCAGUGCUGAAGGAUCCAGACAGUAACCCCUACAGCCUACUGGACACAUCUGAACCAGAACCCCCUGUUGAUUCAGAGCCUGGGGAACCACCCCCAGCGAGUGCCAGGCGCCGCCGCUCCCGUCGCCGUCGCACUGAUGAAGAUAGAACUAUCAUGGAUGGAGGCCUGGAGUCUGAUGGGCCUAACAUGACAGAGAAUGGCCUGGAAGAGGAGUCCAGACCCCAACGUCGUAAUCGUAGCCGCCGCCGCCGCAACCGUGGUAACCGGACUGAUGGGUCGGUCUCCACUGACCGGCAGCCAGUGACUGUGGCAGACUAUAUCUCACGAGCAGAGUCUCAGAGCCGCCAGCGGCCACCCCUGGAACGGGCUAAACCCUCAGAGGAUUCCCUGUCAGUACAGAAGGGUGACUCUGUCAGCAAGCUUCCUAAGGGCCCCUCCGAAAAUGGGGAGCUGUCCACCCCCCUGGAGUUGGGUAGUUUGGUGAAUGGGGUUUCAUAAAACCUCCAGCCUGCAUCCCUCCCUUCUCCGUCUCGCUUGCUGCCCACCACCAUGGGCCUCACGGGCCCAACUGACCUGCGCUGGAGCUGCUCUUAUCUAGGGGGGAGGGGGGUGGCACAGCAGCUUGGGUCCCCCCUAACCUCCAGGAGCUAGUGGAGGGGUGUGUAACAGGGUCGUAGCCCCUUCUCUCUUGUCCACCCUACCCCCAGGGUGAGGGGAGCCUCCCCUUCCCCAUCAGACUGGAUGUGCCUUUAUCCUCUAAUGCCCCAACCUCUGAACACCCUCCUUCUCCACUUGUUGGUGGGUGAGGGUGCUCCUUGACCCACCCAGAUUUGACAGUUCAGGGGGGCCCCCUGCUAUCCCUCCUCCCAUCCUGUACCCCCUGUUUCUGGGGCCUCAUCACUGUGGAAGACGGGGAUAGUAAGGGUAUCCAUGGGUGGGAGGCAUGGGGAAGGUUUUGGAGUAGAACCAGGGGUGUGUAUGAAGUGGGGUGACAAGGUCCCCCAGGGGAGGGGGGGACCAACAUUGGUGGAUGAGAAGGCGUAUUUAUUUUUCACUGUACAGUAUUUAAAAAGAGAAUAAAAAAAUCCAAAUGGC
Fukomys damarensis (Damara mole-rat) is the source of this 2599-nucleotide messenger RNA. RefSeq names its product FMR1 autosomal homolog 2 (gene Fxr2). Gene Ontology annotation, biological process: regulation of modification of synaptic structure; regulation of dendritic spine development; positive regulation of translation. Gene Ontology annotation, molecular function: mRNA 3'-UTR binding; translation regulator activity; protein homodimerization activity. Gene Ontology annotation, cellular component: dendritic spine neck; membrane; presynapse. The record is from RefSeq and is a predicted model, not a curated record. NCBI's taxonomy places the organism in Eukaryota, Metazoa, Chordata, Mammalia, Rodentia, Bathyergidae. The coding region runs from base 269 to 2002 and encodes 577 amino acids. The transcript has 17 exons.